AUGCAGGUGCUACAGGGCGCGCCGCAGGUGGUGCAGCUGCACGACGUUAUCGAGGACGAACAGUUCGACACGUCGCAGGCCGUCCACGUCAUCACGGAGCUAUGCGAAGGAGGCGACCUGUUUAAUCUCCUUCUGAUCAACGGCCGACUCCCGGAACGCACGGCAUCGCACGUGGUUAAGACGCUCGCCGAGGCGCUCGUUACCUUCGAGCGCGUCGGUCUCGUGCAUAGAGACUUGAAGCUCGAAAAUAUCUUCGUUUCCGAGAUCGCUAGCACGGAAAUCACAUUUUCCGCGAAAAACCGCGGGGACAGAUCUGGCGACGGCUCUCACGACUACUCUUCUCUGUGCGUUGAACGUGAGCAGCAGGAGCAAGAGCAGGGGCAGCAGGGAGGGCAGGAGGAGGAGAAGGAGGAGGAGGAGGAGGAGGAGGAGGAGGAGGAGGAGGAGGAGGAGGAGGAGGAGGAGGAGGAGGAGGAGGAGGAGGAGGAGGAGGAGGAGCAGCAGCAGGAGCAGCAGCAGGAGCAGCAGCAGGAGCAGCAGCAGGAGCAGCAGCAGGAGCAGCAGCAGGAGCAGCAGGGAGGGCAGCAGCAGCAGCAGUCCCUCUCCAUCCACCAUUCCUCCGAUCUGCUUCCGACAGACCUGCCACGCAAUCAACACUUCCGAGUAGCAGAGCCUUCCGCAAGUCAGCUUCCAUGCCUGCAGAAAGAACUCUGCGCGCCUCUAAGGCGCUUUCCGACCCGCUGA
This is a messenger RNA of Closterium sp. Naga37s-1, 744 nucleotides long. Lineage: Eukaryota; Viridiplantae; Streptophyta; Zygnematophyceae; Desmidiales; Closteriaceae. The record is from the annotation of a GenBank genome assembly.